GCAGGCUGCGCCGUGGAGCGGCGGCGGGGCCGGUCCGGAUGGGCUCGGGGAGCGGCGGGGCGGGCGCGGCCCCCGCCCGCCGCCCGGAGCGCAGCCCUGGAGAGCCGGAGCCCAGCUCGGUGACGGGGCUGUGUGGGCACAGCCUGGCCUUGCUCCUGUCCCCACGCAGCUGCAGCCAGGAGCUCUGGGCUCGCCCAGGAGCCGAUCCCGAGGGGUUGCCCAUGGAAUAGGCGCUUUCCCAGGUGCCUGGGCACGCGAGAGGCUGAAGUUGAUCGCCCCGGGGCACCCAAACCCGCCCUGCCCUGGAGCCCCCGGCCUCUGCCAUGAAUGAUGCAUCCACCAUGGAUUAUGAACUGCUCUCCCCGUCCCUGGUGGAGCACCCCGCCGGCGCCGCGGGCAUGGAUGCCGAGCAGAAAACUGUCUUUGCCUUCGUCAUCUUCCUCCUGGUGUUCUUGGUGAUGCUGAUGGUGCGCUGCUUCCGCAUCCUGCUGGACCCCUACAGCCGCAUGCCCGCCUCCUCCUGGACGGACCACAAGGAGGGCUUGGAGCGGGGCCAGUUCGACUACGCCCUGGUGUGAGGGGAGCCCGGGCCGAGCUCCGGUGCCGCCCCCGGCCCCGCUCCCCCUCCACCCACCCACCCA
Messenger RNA from Agelaius phoeniceus (red-winged blackbird), 641 nucleotides. RefSeq names its product cortexin 1 (gene CTXN1). NCBI's taxonomy places the organism in Eukaryota, Metazoa, Chordata, Aves, Passeriformes, Icteridae. The record is from RefSeq and is a predicted model, not a curated record.